Electrophorus electricus (electric eel) is the source of this 2467-nucleotide messenger RNA. RefSeq names its product poly(A) binding protein interacting protein 1 (gene paip1). The record is from RefSeq and is a predicted model, not a curated record. Gene Ontology annotation, molecular function: protein binding; RNA binding; translation activator activity. Gene Ontology annotation, biological process: regulation of translational initiation. NCBI's taxonomy places the organism in Eukaryota, Metazoa, Chordata, Actinopteri, Gymnotiformes, Gymnotidae.
UAGAGCAAGAAAACGGGCUGACAGCCCUCACCAGACAACAGCUAACGAGCUAGCAAGCGUUAGCGUGGCAGCUAAAUAUGAGAGAGAGAGACGGUGUGUAGCGUUUGGUCAUAUAAAUAAUACUUCGCAUUUGACGGCUCGACUUUAUCGACAGAUAAUCUGUAUAAUAUACAGUCAGGCGUCUUUAUCGAGUGAUGACGGAGCGUUUCGACAGGGCGCCCGGCGCUGGCAGGACCCGGGCAGCGUCGAGCGGUCCUGGCCCGGGGGACACCGGCCCACAGCCCGAGCUAGGACGCGGGGACGCCCGUGUGUCCGUGUUCAGCCAGCGGGAACCCCUCAGACAGCCUCGGACCUCACCGCCCCUGGCCGAGGACAGUGGAGGUGCUGCAGAGAGGAGAAGAUCCUCUAAUUUCUCCAACCCAACGCACGUUGAGAGCAGCGAGCCAGCCUCAAAACCACAGACUGUAGACCCCCUAGUGCAAAGCUCUCAGCUGUCUGCCAGCGCCCCUGAGUUCAUCCCGGCCUCCUACCCACCAUACCAGGAUGCAGUGUGUGAGGAUGGCUCAGAGGACUACUACGCACAGUUCUCUCUGGCUGAGUGGGUCCAGGAUGUGCUCAGCCACCUAAACUCGUCGCCUGGGUCCUUUGAGUCAGACAUCGAUGACAUCACGUCCACGCUGAAUUACUGUGUGACCACAGUGGAGACGCUACAGGAGCUUGUAGAGCUCGUUUUCAAACAGUCCACGUCCAUGCCCAACUUCACCUACACGGGGGCACGUCUGUGCAACCACCUGUCCCAUCACCUCACGCAGAGUCCAGGAAGAGAAAACUUCAGACAGCUGCUGCUCAAAAGGUGUCAUGUGGAGUUUGAGCAGAGACAGCUCCAGGCUCUGGCAGAAGAUGAGGAGACUCAGAGGAGGUUUCACUCCUAUGUGCUGUUUCUGGGAGAACUCUAUCUCAAACUGGAGGUUAAGACAGGGAAGGGUCCUCCAUCGCGGGCGGACGUCCUGCUUGGUGCUCUGAAGGAUCUGAUUGACACACUCUGCUCUCACCCCACAGACGCCAACCUCAUCUGUGCCAUCAAACUGCUCAAGCUUACAGGCUCUGUUCUGGAGGAUGCAUGGAAGCAGAAGGGUGCGUUACACAUGGAUUACCUGAUCGAGAGGAUGAACGGUAUCCUUCUGGAUGCUAAAGGCAGCAGGAACGUGAGGGAGAUGCUGUUACGACUGGUGAUGGUGAGGUCCAGUAACUGGGGAAGGGUGAACACGGCGGCCGCCUGCAGUGAAGCUACGCCCGACAACGACCCCAACUACUACAUGAAUGAGCCCACCUUCUACACUGCAGACGGAACCCCUUUCACAGCCGCAGAUCCAGAUUACUCAGAGAUGUAUCAGGAGAUUCUGGACCGGGAGGACUUGAGUCCUGAGCUAUAUGAGGAGAACGGAAAUGAAGCGCUGUAUGCUGAUGAGGAAGAGAUGGACCCUGAGAUUCAGGAGGCGUUCGAGGCGUUUUGUCUGGAGUCUGAGAGGAGAACAAAGCCAUAGAAUCGUCUCGCCGAAACGCCACCAGCCCGUCGGCUGCCUGUCCCAGCCUCUGGACCGCUCGCGGUACAGCCUGGAGGAGCUCUCCAGUGGGCUGGGUUUUAUUUUGCAUCUUUAAGCUCAUAAUCAGAUCCUUUUCCAGCUGGGAUUUUCAUUCAUGCUGGAUUUUAGUUUGUUGCGACCAUCAGCAGUGAGUCUUUGUAGCGGAUACUGGACAGUUACUGCUUGGGUUUUGUUUUGUUUUUAUUUUCCUUCCCUUGAUGGCCGAGCACUCCGAAAAAUGGUCUGCAGUGACCUUUUGUUUUUGGUCUGGGAAGCAGAGUAAACGCUUUCAGAGAACAUACAGUAAAAGAGUCUGCAGCAGUAGGCGAGGCACUUGGAGAAGCAGUGGGUGUGCCUCUGGGGUGGAGUACGUCCACGGUGCUCUGCAGUUGUGCUCUUGGCUGCCACGUUGAUGAGGGUUUGAUGCCUAAGGUAGUUACUCGUACAUAACACAAUUAUAAGGGAGGAAAACAUCCGAUUUUCAGAGUAUACAAAAAGAGAAAGGUGUCUUUCAAAUUUCAGUUUUUCUUUGUGCGUGUUCUUCCUUUAUCCGGUUCAUUUUGAACCUUUUAAAGAAUUUUACACAUUUGAUGCACUUCCUGGAGAUGGUCACACAUGGCUCUCCAUCAUGAGUUUGUGGAUCCGGAAGUUAGAAACUCCUGCCUGAGCGCCCUUAGGCUGGUGGGAGGAGAAAGGGGCGGGGCAUGGACGAGUGGGCAGGGUGAGAAACAACCUGAUCAAAUAUGGAUUCACAACCACUGUGAUAUUCAGCACUGUUCAAACCACCAUCGCCAUGUUGGUCUCACAUCCACGAAUGUUUAUUUUAUUACUGUAUUGUAAAUACUUACAGCAAUGUUUGCCUGGAAUAAAUCUUUAUAACAGUA